AAGUUAGCAAAGUAUGACUCGGGAAGCAGCUACAGCGGUCUUGUGACGACAUCCUUGCUAUGACGAUAACCAGUUACAAUAAUACUGCCUCUCAUCAUUAGCCAGGAUACAAAAAAAAAGAAACUUUUUCUGAUAUCUCCAAAUCCAAAUCCGAAUCCAAACAAUGUCGACAUUCUCUUCCCUGUCGAGCUCCUCUACCGGGUCCUCCGUUCAAGCGGGCUCAAGCACUAUCGUCAAAAAAAACCUAUUGCUCGGAGGGUUUGUUAGCUACAAACAUUGGGCAGAGGUCAUCGCCGUAGCAGAGCGAAAGGAAUUACCGCGGAAGACUGCAGAUAUCAAGAAACAUAUUUCUCGAAAAAUACCGGUGGCUCCGAUUAGUGUGUGUGUGGAUGUUUUCAGCAAGUCGAAGCAACGAAGGAGAGAGGCAGCGCUCUGAGAUGAUGUCGGUGAGCCUUUGCAUGCCGCAGUCCCUCGUUCCCGAGCUUUCUAAGCGCCAGCAGGAUGCAGAUAUCUGCAAGGCUGUGGGCUAUUAUCAACAGACAACUGAGCGGGCGCGUAUGGGGUAUACGCACUACGACAUCACUGCUGAAAUAGUUGAUGGGGCGCCGCGCAUGCAGUGCGGGGAGAAAGUGGGGCUAGGCGUCAACGUCAUUGUUCAUAGCUUGUGGCUUCGAGGGUUUCAGAAUAUUACGAAUUCGCGAGAGGACUUCUACUGGGAUCAGGAUGACGUAGCCGCCGACCGUGACGGAUUAAUACCUCGGCAGCCGCUGCCUGUCAAAGUGGGAUUUAGUUUGGUGCCGGUGGGCGCUGCUCAUCAUGCGAUGCACCUUGCGGCGCGUGCUGCCGGUACAUGAUAUUUCCAUACAAAGCGACGACGAGAACCCCAGAUGGAGCAACUCUCUCACUUUGCUCGAAUCAACGCGAGAUGGCGCAGUUCAGCAGAUCCUCGACCAGCUUGAUGCUUGUCUGUCACAGGGUGACACGACCCUGGAGAUCACUCAAGAGCAUUUGACCAGCUCCCCAGGCUUCCGAACGGUAGAGCGAUACCCCUGCACGCCAGAGACCUUGAGGCUCUCCAUGGGAGUUUGCUGGGGGACUAUUCUCUGAUUAGCGGUUUAGUGACCAAGUCGAAGAAUUGUGGGGGCUUCGAUAUCGAGCGGCAGAGGCCGACCGCGGACGGCCGUCGUUGGGAACCCUUUUACUUCGAUGAGGAUGAGGAGCAUCCGGACAUCGUUGUGAUGGCAUUAACGUUUCGCCUUGUACUACUCGAAGAAUGAGACUUAUAUUUAUUUAUAAAUAUCUUUUCGUGUAGUACGAUUUGAAGAUCCCCACUCAGUGACGACUGGGCCUGAGGCAAACCCAGUAUGGCUAGUAUCUAUAAUAAGAACUCCAUUUGACCAAUGUUAUAGAGGUGAGAGUGACCCUCACGUUGCCUGCCACUCAAAAGUAUCAUCCCCAAGAUAUUGCGUACAUUGUUUUUGCAAAGGAACCCAUUAAUAGCCAGCCUAUCUUCACACCAACCGGAACGAAGUCCAUAGACACUUGGCAUCGCUAUUGCAAAACUUGACUCUAUUUAGUCCUACCGAUCAAAAAAAUGACAGAAUCAUCAGUGACUGGGUAUUUUCAUCCACAUAUCAGAGUAGUUUAUAGCACGCAUGGUACAUGGAGUAGCAUGGAGUGCAUGGAGCGCAGAGCUUUAAGGGGCGCAAGA
Molecule: messenger RNA, 1711 nt
Organism: Amoebophrya sp. A25
Lineage: Eukaryota; Dinophyceae; Syndiniales; Amoebophryaceae
Source: the annotation of a GenBank genome assembly